This is a messenger RNA of Vombatus ursinus (common wombat), 625 nucleotides long. Its product is annotated as ferritin heavy chain A-like. Gene Ontology annotation, cellular component: cytoplasm. Gene Ontology annotation, biological process: iron ion transport; intracellular iron ion homeostasis. The transcript has 4 exons. The coding region runs from base 1 to 531 and encodes 176 amino acids. Gene Ontology annotation, molecular function: ferric iron binding; ferrous iron binding. The record is from RefSeq and is a predicted model, not a curated record. Lineage: Eukaryota; Metazoa; Chordata; Mammalia; Diprotodontia; Vombatidae.
AUGGGGUCCCAGGUGCUCCAGAACUUUCACAUGGACUGUGAAGUUGCCAUCAAUGACCUAGUGAAUAUGGAGCUAUGUGCCAACUAUGUCUACCUUUCAGGGGCCUACUUCUUUGACAGGGAUGAUGUGGCUUUAUACCACUUCAAAACAUUCUCAAAAAAUCAAUCUGAUGAGAAGCUGAAACAUGCUCAAAAAUUCCUGAAAUACUUAAAUAAGAGAGGAGGCCAUAUUGUCCUACGGGACAUAAAGAAACCAGAGCGUGAUGACUGGAGAAAUAGCCUAGAAGUCCUAGAAAUAGUCAUGCAGAUGGAAAAGAAAAUAAAUCAGGCCCUACUAAACCUGCACAAUCUGGCAAUGGAAAAACGUGACCCACAUCUUUGUGACUUCCUGGAGCGGGAGUAUCUAGAUGAGCAGGUGACAAUUAUCAAGUGUCUUGGAGACUAUAUCACCAACCUGAGGAAGCUGGGAGUUCCUGAGAGUGGCCUUGGGGAAUAUCUCUUUGACAAGCUCACCCUGGGGGACAGUUGCUAAAAUCUCUAUAUUCUAGAACAAGUCUAUUCUUGCUGACAUCCCACUAAGAUAAAUGUCCUGAAGGAAAAUAACUUCUUUUGUGCUUGUAAAUAAA